Molecule: messenger RNA, 627 nt
Organism: Lactuca virosa
Lineage: Eukaryota; Viridiplantae; Streptophyta; Magnoliopsida; Asterales; Asteraceae
Source: the annotation of a GenBank genome assembly
AUGGUUAAAUUUGUUUCCUUGACUGAAACUAUUCACGGUCUUUGUAAAAGGAAGGUGUAUGAUGAUGAAUCUUUUUCCAUCAUGUCUCUGUUAAGAAAGAAGCUGCAAGAACAUUCACGAUUAUCCCUUCAAAAGGAGUCAGAGUCGACCUCUGUAACAUCUUCUUCUUCUUUUUCUUCUUCUAACAAUGCAGCAACUGAUCCUUUGCUGCUCUCAUUUGUCUAUAAUCCACCUCAAACUCAUUCUUCUGCUGAAACAAGUUCAUCAAAGAUGCUCUCAAAGGAUGACACAUUAGAUAGUGACAUCAUCCCAGCAAGCAAAGACCAUGAAGAAAAGGCUCAGAAAUCUGACUUCAUACAGACGAUAUUAUUAUCCACCAUUUUCCCUGACAAUUUGUAACAAAACAAUCCAGAUGUUGUCUAUCUGUUGACAUAAGUGCUUCUGAACACAGAAACAGAAGCAGAUUUAAGAUGUAGGGACUGGAUUUAAUUUUAUGUUCUGUUCCACUUCCACACGAUGUAACCAGAAAAGCAGUUAGCUCAUAUUUUGGCAGAGUAGUAGUUGUAUUAAUUUAACAGAAACUCUAAAGUCUCAACUUCAGCAAUCACACAUCACAUUUCUUCCAAC